This is a messenger RNA of Caenorhabditis briggsae, 1266 nucleotides long. RefSeq names its product Protein CBR-SET-29 (gene Cbr-set-29). Bases 1 to 1266 code for a protein of 421 amino acids. The transcript is spliced from 2 exons. Gene Ontology annotation, biological process: positive regulation of transcription by RNA polymerase II; peptidyl-lysine dimethylation; peptidyl-lysine trimethylation. Gene Ontology annotation, molecular function: transcription coactivator activity; histone H3K36 methyltransferase activity; protein binding. NCBI's taxonomy places the organism in Eukaryota, Metazoa, Nematoda, Chromadorea, Rhabditida, Rhabditidae. The record is from RefSeq and is a predicted model, not a curated record.
AUGAACGAGUUCAUCGGUUGGUGCAAAGCGCGCGGCUACAAAUUCGACGGUCUUGAAAUCACAUGUCCACCUGGAAACUGUGGAAAUGGAAUCUACUCGACGACUACAUUCCGUGCCGGACGUCCGAUUAUCACCCUUCCAGAGUACGAUAUGAUCAACUCGGCACUCGUUGUAGACCUCCCAUUCUAUCGUAAAAAGAUGGCCAAGUUCACCGAGAAGCUGAAACCAAUGGAAAUUCUGACAAUGUUCUUCUGUUUCGAGGACUUUGAAACAUCAGCUUGGAGCCCAUAUCUGAAAGUGUUGCCCAAGGAAUUCGAUACGCCCGCUUUCAAAGGAAUCGAUUAUGAUGUGAACACACUUCCAUUAUCGAUACGAAAGUUUUGGGUAGAUCAGAAGAAAGAAAUUUCGGAGAUUUCAGAAAAAGUAGGGGAUCACUAUGAAGUUCGCAAAAAAAUAGUUUUUCAGCUCCGUCGCCUAUUCCCCGAGCUCACACACGACAAGAUACUGUGGGCGUGGCAUGUGGUGAACACACGUUGCAUUUUUGUGGAAAACGAGGAGCACGACAACGUUGACAACUCGGAUGGCGAUACGAUUGCAGUGAUUCCCUACGUGGACAUGUUGAAUCAUGAUCCACAAAAGUAUCAGGGUGUGGCGAUUCACGAGAAGCGAAACGGGCGGUAUGUUGUGCAGGCGAAACGGCAGAUUAUGGAGGGAGAGCAGGUUUUUGUGUGCUAUGGAGCACAUGACAAUGCACGGCUUCUGGUGGAGUACGGAUUCACGUUGCCCAACAAUUUGGGUGCCAAGGUUCUGAUUCCACAAGAAGUCCUCCUGACCCUAGCCAAAAUUGCUGGUAUCGCAGUGACUCGUGAACACGAGAUGGUUCUCGAAGAAGUCGGCCUACCCAGUCACCUCUACGCAACUGAUGAAGGGCCCAGCUGGUCGCUGCGUACAAACGUCCGUGUGAUGCUUCUAGAGCACUGGCAAAUGGCGAACGGACGAUGGAAGAAGAUAAUCUAUUCACACGACCCCAUCGAUGAGGAAGUGGAUCAGAAAAUCGAUGAGAAGUUAGAGAUCAUGCUGAAAGAGUUGAGGAAUGGCGUGGUGGAGAAGACGAAGAAAAUGCCGAAGGAUGUGCAAUGGAUGUGGGAGGAGCAGGUGAAAGUGUGCGACGUGGCAAUCGAGUCGUUCGGAACGAACGACUCGUCCCAGAAGCCAAGGAGUCCGGUGGAGAAGGGAGAGGACAAGGAAAAGGGAUCUGAAGAAUAA